AUGCGCAUCCGGCGCUACGCCGCGCGCCUGCUCGCCUCCUCGGCCGCCGCCGCGGCCCCGCAGCCGCCCGCGCCCUGGCUCCACGCCGCCGACGACGACUGCGCCUUCUGCGACCUCACCCGCGGCUCCGACCCGCAGGUUGCUCCCGACGGGGUUAAGCACAAGGGGCACAUUGCCGGCCUGCAGCAGCCGGAGGGCGAGCCGCUCGAGACCGACGAGGACCGCCGCGCCCGCCUGCCUCAGCGACCUCCUGUCCUCCAAGCUCAAGAAUGCGAGGUAGGCCAUGACCACUCUGCCAGCAAAGGUUCUGCGAGGAGGCCCGAAGGUAAGGAGCAGACUACCCUUGUCAGCAAAGCUGCUGCUGAGCCGGUAGUCAUGGAAGGAGCCCUUGUUGCCGAUGAAGCUGCAGCUGAGCAGGAGGUUGGAGUGGCAACCCCUCUUGUGGAUGGCUCUUACACCGAACCGGAGGUUACUGGGGGAGCUUCUCUUGUGAGUGGAUUGAUCACUGAGACACAAGUUAUAAAUGGAGUUUGUCUCGCCGAUGAAGCUGUUGCCGAGCGAGUUUCUCUUGUGAGUGGAUCGAUCGAUGAGCCAGAAGUUAUAAGUGGAGCUGCUCUCGCCAAUGUAGCUGUUGCUGAGACAGAAGUUUCAGCGGGACUCUGUUUUGUGAGUGAAGCUGCAAUUGAGGCAGCAGAUGUAGCCACCACAUCGGGAGUUACAACUGGGGCUCCCCUUGACAACAAAGGCGUUGCAGAUCCAGAUACUGAAAUGGGAGCUCCUACUAUCCAUGAAUCUGCUUCUAAAGCUGCAAGUGAGGCAGCAGAUGUAGCCAUCGUGUCGGAAGUUACAACUGGAGCUCCCCUUGACAACAAAGGUGUCACAGAGCCAGAUAUUAAAAUGGGUGCUUCUCCUGUCGAUGAAUCUGCUUCUGAAGCUGCAACUGAGGCAGCAUACGUAGUCACCUCACCAGAAGUUACAACUGGAGCUCCCCUCGACAACCAACGUGUUGCAGAGCCAGAUAUUAAAAUGGGAGCUUCUCCUGUCAAUGAAUGUGCUGCUAAAACUGCAACUGAGGCAGCAGAUGUAGUCACCAAUCUGAGAGUUACAACUGUAGCUUCCUUCGUCAACAGAGGUGUUGUAGAGCCAAAUAUUAAAAUGGAAGCUUCUCCUGCCAAAGAAUCUGCCGCUGAAAUGGAUUUUGUACACCCAGGUUUCCUUGUUACUGAAGCUGCAACUCAUCCAGGACUACCAGAAAGAGUUUCUCUUGCUAAUGAAGCUGUUGCUGAGCGAGAAGUUUCAGAGGCAGGUUCGCUUGUGAGUGAGCCUGCAGCUGAGGCAGCAGGUGUAGUCACUGUAUUGGAAGUUACAACUGGAACUCCCCUUGACAGUGAAGGCACUGCAGAACCUGAAACUAAAAUUGGACCUUCUUUUGCGAAUGAAUCUACUGCUGAAAUGGAUUCAGUACUGUUAGGCUCACUUGUUACUGAAGCUACAACUCAUCCUGGACUUAUAGGAAGAGUUUCUCUUGUCACUGAGACAGGAGUUACAGGAGCUGCUAACCUCGACACUGAAGUUUCCAUGGAACCGGAAGAUACAGGUCGACCUUCUCUUAUAAAUGAAUCUACCGAAUUGGAAAUUACAAGGGGGGUUUCUAUUGCUACCGAUGCUGCUACGGAACCAGAAGUUACUCGUCGAGCUUCUGCUCGUAGUGGAGACAGUGAUGCUGCUUUAAAUGAGCCAGACACUCUUGAUUGCGAUUUGGAUAGUGUCAGUGUGCAGAUUGAAAAUGCAGGAGAGUCUGUUGCCACCGAAGUGCAGCCUUCUAGAGACGAUGGAGGAGAUGUUGUUGGUUCUGUGAAUGCCAUGAGCACUUGUCCUGUUACUGACAAGGGUCCAGCUUUUGAUGAAGCAACACCACAGGAUGACGCACCCAGUGUUUCAUGCGUAUCAGGCUUAGUUGUUAGAAGUGUUGGUAAAUCAGGGAGAACUGAUGUCAUAUGUUAUGCUAGGCGCAGAGGUAAAAGAAAGCUGGAUAUGGAAGAAACAACGACAGACCAACUUGAAAUGGGUGAUGGUGACAUCUAUGGUCAGUGUGAAGAAAAGGCGACAUUUGACAUAACUGUUCCUUAUGAGAGUGCGAUGUCAACCGCUGGAUCUGCAGACAUUAAACUCGCCGACAUAAAGAGAGGUCUUGUGGACAAUUCAGCCUCAAGCAAGGGCAAAAAGAGGAAGGGACGAUUUGAAUGUGACAUUGACUACUGCCACAUGACAUUCAAGAAAAGAGACGAACUUUCUCUCCACAAGAAGAACAUGUGCACAAUCAAGUCAUGUGGCAAACAUUUCAGAUCCCACAAGUAUCUGAGACGCCACCAGAGCAUUCACAACGAGGAGAGACCGUACAAGUGCCCGUGGGAAGGUUGCGGUAUGGCUUUCAAGUGGACAUGGGCUCUGGCUGAUCAUUUCGAAGUUCAUACAGGGGAAAAGCCCUAUAAAUGCAGGACGCCUGGGUGUAGCAAGAUAUAUAAGUAUGUUUCGGACUUUACCCGGCAUAGGAGGAGGUGCAAACCGCAGAGAAGGAAAACUACGUAAAUCAUGAAGCACUGGAUGGUAUCAACCAAACUGGGUGCUGUUAAUAAGCUGCAACUGAUGAUAUGGAACGAGCGCCUGUUUUCUUGUUUAUCUAGUACUUAACCAUACAAAGAACUGCUUUGUAGAUAGCGGCAUCGAAUGAAAACAAGCGAAGUAGCAUUACUGGGAAAAUGGAUAGACAGGGGUCUCUAACAGAUGUUACCAUAUAUAUAUAUGUAUUAUUGCAUCUCAAGAUAGGCGAGUAUCUCUGACAGAUGUUAGCAUAUAUUCUUGCAUCUCUAGAUGAUAUUGGAUAGCUUGCGUGUGCAUAUAUCUCAAGGAUGAUUGAUUUAUGUUAUAUGUCUGCAGUCAUGCUAGCAUUAGCAUCAGUUCAUGUUAUGUGACUGUUCUUUUUGGUUGACCCGUGGUCUCUGUGUAAUGUAAUAAUAACCCAGAGCUAAUUAGGGCACCCUUUCAUGUUUCAUUAUCUAUUCACUAUCCACAGUAAUUCAGAGCUGUACAUUGUGACAGAGCGGUGAGAACUAACUUGUCAUUUACUCCUUUUUGUAUGUUGGAUUGAACACUUGACCUCAAAAUAAUAUCACUUCGAUUAACUUGUCAUGUGAUAAUGUUUUUGUACUGAUUGCAAAAGAAAAAAACAAAUGCCCAUUUGAGCUUCUGGGUCCUGGAGUAGAGUUACUAACAUCUUGUACUGAUUGCAAUAGAAAAAACAAAUGCCCAUAUUUGUAUUGAUUGCAGCAGAAACAACAAAUUGCAGUGAUGAUAUUAACCACUUUUCCUGCUCAGUUUGAUAUUUGGUUUCUCAUACAGGGAGUUGUUAAUAAGCUGCAAUUGAUGAGAUGGAACCAUCUUGCUUAUUUUCUUGUUUGUUUAGCACUUAACCACAGAAAGAAACUGUUUUGUGAAUAUCGGCAUCGAAUAGAAAUGAGCAAAGUAGCAUCACUGGGGAAAUGGAUAGGCAGGUGUCUAUGUCGGGUGUUUGCAUUUAUUCUUUUCAUCUCAAGACGGUCUGGUACACAAUUUUUCUCUCUCUCUCUCUCUUUGCGGUACAAUGAUCUUAAUAGAUGAGUAACCGGUAUGAGAAACAAUAUGGUUGUGAUUUUGAUUAUCAUGCUGAUCGUCAGGUACCAAUGUUAUGUAUCUUUUGGACUUCAAAGUUUUUUUUCUUGGGUGGAAGUGAAAGACUUGCGUCUCAUAAAGCUGUAUGUUUGUUACCCUGUCAGUAUUACAUGCAUGUAUACUCAAGCUGCCCUGUGAUCAGCAGUUGGGCUGAUGAGUCAAAUGUGUCUAAAUAAACAUUUUGACACAUGUCACAGUAGAGAGAUAGAGCAGUGAGAGCUGUAGAUAGAGAUAGGAAGGAGAAACAGAGACGGGGAAGACGAAAAUAGAGCAAAGAGAUGUUUAUUUAGACAUAUUUGAUACAACACACUCAGAGGUCACACAAUCGAUUCGAUAAAA
Hordeum vulgare subsp. vulgare (domesticated barley) is the source of this 4047-nucleotide messenger RNA. Its product is annotated as zinc finger protein 236-like. NCBI's taxonomy places the organism in Eukaryota, Viridiplantae, Streptophyta, Magnoliopsida, Poales, Poaceae. Gene Ontology annotation, molecular function: DNA-binding transcription factor activity, RNA polymerase II-specific; RNA polymerase II cis-regulatory region sequence-specific DNA binding. The transcript has 5 exons. Bases 1 to 2589 code for a protein of 862 amino acids. The record is from RefSeq and is a predicted model, not a curated record. Gene Ontology annotation, cellular component: nucleus. Gene Ontology annotation, biological process: regulation of transcription by RNA polymerase II.